AUGUCCAACCGAACCACCGUGACCGAGUUCCUUCUCCUUGGAUUCUCUGAUGUUUGGGAGCUGCAGAUUUUGCACUUUGUGGUGUUUCUAGUGAUUUAUCUGGCAGCCCUGGUGGGGAAUCUUCUUAUCAUAAUGGUUGUAGCCCUCAACAAACACCUUCAGACCCCCAUGUACUUCUUCCUGAUGAAUCUGUCUAUCCUGGACCUUGGAUCCAUCUCUGUCACCAUCCCCAAAUCCAUGGCUAAUUACAUACUGAACACCAGGUCAAUUUCUUAUGCUGGGUGUGUUGCUCAAGUCUUUCUCUUCGUCUUCUUCACUGAGGCUGACUUUGCUUUCCUCACCGUAAUGGCAUACGAUCGAUAUGUCGCCAUCUGCAAACCCCUGCACUAUGAGACUGCAAUGAACAGGAGAGCUUGUGUCCAAAUGGCAGCCAGUGCCUGGAUCAGUGGGAUUCUCUACUCUGUGCUACACACUGGGAACACAUUUGCAUUGGCAUUCUGUGGAGGCAACAUGGUGGAUCAGUUCUUCUGUGAAAUCUCCCAGCUACUCAAGCUCGCCUGCUCCGGCUCGUAUCUCAGUGAAAUUGGGGUUAUUGCCUUUAAUGCAUGUUUAACUUUAAGCUGCUUUGUUUUAAUAAUUGUGUCAUAUGUUCAGGUAUUCACCACGGUGCUGAGAAUCCCCUCUGAGCAGGGCCGGCAUAAAGCCUUCUCCACCUGCCUCCCUCACCUCAUUGUUGUCUCCUUGUUUGUUUGCACUGGCGGCUUUGCUUACCUGAAACCCACCUCCAGGGCUGGAUCAAUAUCAGGGCUGGAUCUCAUGGUGGCUGUUCUCUAUUCUGUGGUGCCUCCCAUGAUGAAUCCGAUCAUCUAUAGCAUGAGGAACAAGGAGAUCAAAGGUGCUCUGAAGAAACUGACUGGGUGA
Molecule: messenger RNA, 921 nt
Organism: Mauremys mutica (yellowpond turtle)
Lineage: Eukaryota; Metazoa; Chordata; Testudines; Geoemydidae
Product: olfactory receptor 14A16-like
Exons: 1
Coding region: 1-921 (306 amino acids)
Biological process (GO): G protein-coupled receptor signaling pathway
Cellular component (GO): membrane
Molecular function (GO): olfactory receptor activity; odorant binding; G protein-coupled receptor activity
Source: RefSeq, a predicted model, not a curated record